Microthlaspi erraticum is the source of this 1188-nucleotide messenger RNA. The record is from the annotation of a GenBank genome assembly. NCBI's taxonomy places the organism in Eukaryota, Viridiplantae, Streptophyta, Magnoliopsida, Brassicales, Brassicaceae.
AUGGAUGGUCUAAAACAUGCAGAUAUUGGUGCGUGGAAAUACAUUGAAGAACAGCGACAUGCGUAUUUUGAUAAAAUGCAGGUCUGGGACUACACGGGCCUUGGAUACACAAGAUACAAUGCUAAAGAUGUCGAUCAAGAUAUUUUGGGGUGUGUUGUGGAGAAUAAAGUUCUCCAGAGUUCUCAGCUAUCUUGUUUUCAGGAAUCAGAUCUCCAGAAGACUAUUUAUCCAGCGAGGUUAAACUCGAUGGAUAUGCUACCAAGUUCUUCGUUGACUGGUCUUGGUGAAGUACCAUCCACAACAGAUUUGUUUAUGCGAGGACGUCUUGCUAAGCUGGAGCUAAGCGAUGGAAACAACGUCUAUGCAAAACUAGUGGUAGGCGCCGAUGGGUCUAAGUCGAGAGUGAGGGAGUUGGCAGGGAUCAAAACAACCGGAUGGAACUACUCACAGAACGCUAUCAUCUGUACAGUGGAGCACAGUGUCGAAAACUUCACAGCGUGGCAACGGUUCUUACCUAAUGGCCCCAUCGCGCUUCUUCCCAUUGGAGACAAGUUUAGCAACAUAGUCUGGACUAUGGAUCCAACAGAGGCGUCAGACCGCAAAACCAUGAGCGAGGAUGACUUCAUCAAAGCUGUAAACGACGCUCUGGAUUACGGAUACGGUCCACAUCCAGAGACGACAACGAGCUCACCGGGGGGUCUCUCUUGGCUUACAGGAGAUGUGACCAUAUCUGGCAAGGAGAGGUUUGAAACUCCACCAAAAGUUGUGAAGCUUUCUUCAGAGAGAAUGAUGUUUCCUUUGUCUUUAAAGCAUGCGAAAGAUUAUGUGUCGAAGCGUGUGGCUCUCGUUGGUGACUCAGCUCAUACUGUUCACCCGUUGGCUGGUCAAGGAGUGAAUCUAGGAUUUGCAGAUGCGUCUGCUCUCUCUAAAGCUAUAGCUGAAGGCAUUGCUCUUGGUACUGAUAUAGGAGAGACGAAUCUGCUCAAACGAUAUGAAGCUGAGAGGAAACCUGCGAAUAUAGCGAUGAUGGCGGUUUUAGACGGAAUCCAGAAGAUGUACGCAGUGAAUUUCGGACCGCUGAAUGCGUUCAGAGCGGCUGCGUUUCACGGUGCUCACUACAUUUCGCCGCUAAAGAAGCGUAUCAUAUCGUAUGCUUCAGGAGACCAAUCUUUGCCACUUUUUUCUUGA